This is a messenger RNA of Pocillopora meandrina, 19747 nucleotides long. The record is from the annotation of a GenBank genome assembly. NCBI's taxonomy places the organism in Eukaryota, Metazoa, Cnidaria, Anthozoa, Scleractinia, Pocilloporidae.
AUGGCGGCAAAUCCGUCUCACAUUUGUUUGGAAACUUCCAUGGUAAGUUCCUUUGCCUGAGUAGGAGACCCAAAAUUUAUGUAGAAUUUACUACUUUUUCAGCUUCUUUUAAAGUGUUGUCUUCUUAUGAACUCUGUUUAACACUGCCUAAAAGAACGGAAUUGUGUCAAAUUCGCUAAUUCCGAAUGAAAGAACGUGGUCUUUAUCACCGAGUCAGUGACAGACUAAGAAGAGUUCUCUUUUCUGGAUCGAAAGCUAUAAUCUCACAGUAUUCAUGCAAAAACUCUUUAGAACCCUCAUUUUUUUUAUAUCUUUUAUGAUUUCUUGUUUCAGGGUGAGAUUGAAUGUGAACUUUAUUGGAAGCAAUCACCAAGAACAUGUAAAAAUUUUGCCGAACUGGUGAGUUCCCGUACCUCUUAUAAUAUAAAUUAAUGUCAAGUACAAGUUAACUAACGCGAAAUUAAUGCUCUUUGAUAUGUACGAAAGUCACAUCUGUGCUUUCCAGCACCCACUCAAUUGAAAAAGUGUUCUGAUUGUAAUUCACUAGAAUCAGCUAAGGUCCCCGUUUGUAACCAGUGGUUGCGUUCUGAAUGCAAACCCAAGAGUGAAUGCUUAUUUCAUAGCUUUUGUCAUCGCUGAACAUGCUGUUCUUGAAAACUGGUUCAUUCAUCUUGCCAUUUAUACAAAAACUGAUAAGUUCUAAUCACUUAAUUUAACAGUGUUGUGUUACAGUAUAAUUACCUGUCACAACUAUAUCUUGUUCUGACUCGUAUGCAAAUUUUUAAGAGAAACAGGAUUUGCUUUUUGUUUCGAUAUUUCUCAAAUCAUCAAUCAAUUUUCACCAAAUUGCUCUAAAAAGGGAAUGGAAAAAUUAAAUGCAGGAGACAUGAAGUUCAAGUUUGUUUAAGACUUGCCAGUGUGUUCAAUUAGGCAAAACAAAUCAUUCCGAGCGACGCAAAAUGAAACUGUUUACAUUCUGGUGCAUAAACACUGAAGCAGGCACCAAUUGCAAUGAAUAAAACAGAUAAUCAUUCACAAUCUUAAACAGUAUAUUUUCCUUCUGAUCCUUAUCGAAGGUGAUUGAGGUAGGUUCGCAGUUUUGAAGAAACCAUCACCUGCAAUGCAAACACCAAAUUGUUUACAUUCUGUGACAUAAACAUCUGAUGGAACAUUGAUUUCAAUGAAUUAAUUGGGAAGCGUAUAUAUAAGUGAGUGUUUGUUUCGUUACUUGUUCAGUGAGACACAUGUUUCGAUGUCUUGAGUGACAUUUUCCUUUCCAGCUGAUUCAUCAACAACUCAAAUAAAGCAAAUCUACUGCUACUGCUGCUGCUUGUUAUUCAAUAAAUUCACUUGUAGAAGAUUAUAUGCAUGUAAGUAUUGACAUGAGCAUAUUGGCUCAUGAUAUAGUUAUAAAUUAUGUGUUAUUUCAGAAAUAACAUAUACAAUCACAUCUGCACUUCCCAUCAGUUUACAAGCAUUAUAACCCAUGGGGGAUGCUGGGAGAACAUGAUAAAAGUUUGUAAAUCACAGGCCAAAGCUGAGUGAUCAACAAACUUUUCUUCUGUUCUCCUAACAUCCUGCGUGGGCUAUUACAGCAGUAAACCUAUAGAGAAUGUGGUUUAUUGCUUUUAUAAAAUAACUAUAACAAGACAAUCUUAAUUUGAUCCACUAUUUGCAACUUCAUUAAGUUAAAUACAGAGGUAAAUUUUAAAUAAAUAAGGGUGCAGGAUAUCCUAAGAAAAAGCAUAAAGGCUUGUUAGAGUAAGAUAUCCUCAGUUCUUUUAUAAUAAUAUUAUAACAAUAAAAUAUCUAGGUCUGCAAGGCAUACACAUUCUUGUACACACACUAUCACACUAAGAUACAUACACAAGCAUGUGCUCCCACACAAAUACUCCCAAAAGAAAUACUAAUGACCAUUGGAUAAGACAUGGUGGAGAUAUUUAUUAGGUUUAACUAAUUAAUACAUAAAUAAUAACCUCUAUUUGGUGCGAAAAAUUACAUAUGGACAUUUGUCUGUGGACAUUAUCUGUUCCAAGAUGCAAAAACAAUUUUUCACCAGCAAAGUUUGAGGGGAACUCUGAGCACUGAGAAGACUUAGAAGAAAAAAUCUUGUCUUUUUAGAGAGCACUGAUAAAUUUUAAUCAGCUAACUGUUUUCAGCAGAACCAAAGAAACUUCUUUUUCAGUGUUAGGUAUGACCCUACAGGGGGUGCUAAAUAUAUCACAAUGGCCUCUCGAAUAUUUUUCUUGUGGAAAAAUUUUAUGGGUGGGCUUGGUAAAUAACAGAUAUUUGGUGUAAUCAUAAUUUGUGAGUUUGGUGGCUUUUAGACUACCAUUUCUUUUGUUGUGCAACACAUUACCACAGGUUUGGCAUUGAACAACAAAGGCUCAUAAGAGAAUAAUUUACUUUUGCCACACAAGUCUUGUAACAUACACAUACCUUUCAUCAUGUGCUUAUUGAUUCUAAUUUGUGUAGUUGGCAUAUUCUUGAGCUGUGUUUUUUGUGGUAGUUGAAAAUUUUAUUUGCCAAAGCUAACCAGUGCUAAAGAAAAUGCUAUAGCAAUCCAUAGCAAUUGCCAAUUCCAAUAAAAUGUAAAUGAAAAUGAAUAAUCACCUGCAAAUCAAAGGCACAAUUUGGCUAUUUUUCAUACAACAAAGCUUUAUAUUUAAUUGGUUUUAGUGACAACCUUUAAAAGUGAUACAGAGGACAGUUACAUCUGGUAUUUUUCUCUUUUAAACUAUUGCAAGAUAAUUUGUAAAAUGAAGGUGUAGUACAACUUUUGAAGGUUCAGCAUUGCAUUGCACUCAAGUUGAUAACAUAGGUAUGAAGAGUCUCAUGUGCAUCAUUACCAAAGGCCAAAUAUUUUCCUGUCAGGCCUGACUUCACUCAGUCAAUGAGCAUGUUGUGUUUUGAGCAUUUCUUCUCCUUUAUCUUCCUUUCCACUUUCACCUUGCAGCUUUUGGGGUCAUAUGGCUUUUUGUGACCCAGUGCUCACACCAUUACAUGGGGCCCUCAUUCAGGAAUUUUAUCUACAGUUUUUGAAUAACAAGACACAAUGGGCUGUUCAUGUUAUGUGAUGAAAAUACAUUGUCCUGUCUCUAUGGUUUCCUUAUUGGAACCAAAUGUCAAUCCAGUGAUAUUGUCAUAGCAGCAGCACACAUUUUACUCAAAUGCAAUAGGGAAAUGUUCCUAAUAGUUCUUCCUUUUAAUAAGUGUUCAAUAAAUAUUAAGUAAAUCACAGGACUGGUAGUUUAAAACAGUGUUCACUAACUUUAAUAGCCAUCUUUAUCACAAUCAUCAUCAUUAUCAUUCUAUUUAAGAAGCAAGUUUCAAAAUUGCCAGUCUUUAAGGCUGCAGUAGACCUACAAUUCACUAAAAUGAUGUAUUGUACUGAAUAAAAUACUUUAUCCUACAUCACUUUAAAAAAAAAAUUGAUGUAAAGAGAAAAAAUAUAUCUGUAUUGGAAAAUGUACAAGAAAGUAUUUGUCUAAAUGGUAAAAAUUCUGUUGACACAGUAGCUAUGAAUGAGAAAACUCCUUUCUAUUGGUCAUUUGCACUAACAGUGGAACAACUUGUAUCUAUAUGAAAAAAAAAAUAUCUACAUAUCUACAUAAAUAUUAUGAGAGGAAAAAAGGACGCAACUACAUUUCCCGACAAGCCUGUUUCGUGAAUCGCUUCACUCUUCAGGAAACAGGCUUGUCGGGAAAUGUAGUUGCGUCCUUUUUUUCUAUCAUAAUAUUUAUUCUGCUCUGCUUCAACGUAUUGAGCACUGUUCCACGCGAAAAUCGACUUGCAGACUUCCUACAUAUCUACACAUCUACAUAUAUAUAUAUCUAUAUAGUAAAGUGAAAGCCCAAUUCUUGGCAAGUACCCCCAUACCUGCUGCUCUUCCCCAAUUAAUGAUAGGAUAGAGGAUUUUUUUAGACUUUUCACAGGUGUAGGUCAAAGAAAAAAUUCUGAGUCCCCAUGAGGAAUUGAACCUCAGACCUUUAGAUUCUGCACUCUGAUGCUCUACCACUGAGCCAUAGAGACUCUAUGGUGAGCAAGGCUCAUAACAAACUUUAUAUCACACAUGUCCUGGAUACUGAUUAGAUGAUAUUUAUUCUGUCACACUGUCAUUUGCUGUUAACCAUAGGGUCUGCAAAUUACCUCUCUGACAUGCUCUUUCACACAUGCUCACUUUGCACACUUCCUUGAUUAACUAUAAAAUGGAAAAAGAGUUGUGGACAAUUCAUGAUGACACAUCUGCCAUGUUAUUUACAUUGCAGGCACAGAGAGGAUAUUAUAAUAACUGCAAGUUUCACAGAAUUAUAAAGGUAUGUUUUAGUACUUUAUGUAUUAGAAGAGAUGUGGAUUGUCUAAUAGGAUAAUCUGCAACAUUAGAAUGACUGUAAAAGAGAAGAAUGGAAAUUAUACCAUAAGGUAACAUUCAGUGAAAUUGCAGAUCUUUUAAAGAUUCAAACUAUCACUAGAAAGAAAGUCACAGGUUGUAAGCUCCCCUCCCUGAGUAUGAAGUGUAAUGGAAAUAUACUUUGCAUUUCAUGAUGGAAAAUGGAAAUGUUGUAACAGUUGUAGAAAACAACAUGUAGCAACAUUAAAAUGGCUGCCCUGCUUUACCCUCCCUGCCCUGGGAUGCUUACUGCAAUAUUUUGUGUGAGCUAUGUAUCCUUAUCCUGCAAAAUAAAUAAUAUGAAUGAAAUACCCUGAUAAAAUGAUCUGAUUGGUGCAACAACAAACCUCAAUGUUGGGAUAUGAUUGGUACUAGCAACAAAUCUCCAAUGCUGAAAUAGAUACUACUCUAUAAAGAAAAAAUACUGAAAAGUGCACUUAAAAAAAAAAGGCAUUCAGCAAAGCAACAGAUAUGGUAUAAAUGAAUACAAAACCAAUCUUCUAAUGGUAUAAUUUAACCAACAGAAAGAGCUCCUACAAACUCAACUACUCAACUAAACAACGUGUAAUAAUUCAUACUAAGGAGCAAAUCCCAUAGAUAAUACAAUAAUUAUCCUUUAAAACUUAUUUAGGCAUACAAAAACUUAGCUCAUCACUGACACAAGCUCAUUUUUUACUUUAAUUCUUUAAAUGCACUAUCUUUGAAGAAUAUUAUAGUAGCUCUCUCCUCAGUGUGGCUUUCUUACAGCAAGUUUUAUGUUUAGUUUGGCAGCUCCUUAAUAUUAUCACUAAAAUCAUCAUCAUCCUUGUUGUUGAGCGCAGUGGUAAUGAUGAAAUGCCAUGAUCGUCAUCAUUAUCAUUAUAACUGCCAUCAUUAUUAUCACUGCUUUCGUCUUUGUGGUCAUGAGCGUUAGUAUCAGCGUUAUCACCAUAGUUGUCAUAAUUGUCGUUGCCAUUGUUUUUUUGCCAUCAUUAUUUGCACCAUCAGGAAAUAGCAGCUUUUGCAUACCCUGAAAUUGAGAACAAGUUUGAUUUAUUUUUCUAUUUUCAAUUGCUUACAAUGCGCCUUUCAAGCUUUCAAAUAAUUUUGUUUCAUGAUGAUUUUAUCGUGAUAAUUAUAUUCCUCCUUCGUGGAAUAUUAAAUACCUUUAUUAUAUCGCUGGCAGUGUCCAUGGGCAAUGUGAAGCGAAUCCUGUGUUCAGAUUAGCCACCCGAACGGGCAAGAUGGGUCUAUCUUACAUGCUCGCAAAAAGUGUGGGCAAUAGAGUCGCGAAAAGCAGCAGAAGACACUCAAAACAUGGAAAACAUAAGCAACACUCACGGCUGGGUUUAUUGUGCUGCAAAAACAGUUGGCUUUCUUUCCCUUCCCCCAAAAAUGAACUAGUCUUCACUCUGAAUAAAGCGAUGAUCUUUUUGCAAAUAUAAUAAAUCCUUUAUUGACUAAGCUUGUUUGGUCAAGAUGGCUGGAUAUUAGCCUCGUUCUUUGUUGCCGUUUUUAUGGACCUCGACUUCGUCUCGGGAGAAAUUUGAUGUUAGUCACUCGGAUGGGUUAGAGGGUUAAAAAGGAUCCUGACAAAGACUUUGAGGUUUAAAGGAAUAAUAUGGAUCUCUUAGGACGUACCAAUGGACGGACUGGAUUAUAAGCUCUCCUGAUACUUUUUCUAACACAAAGUUUUGAUGAGCUUGUUAGAUUUUGAGAGUAGAGGCUUCUCUCUUUUCCAUGCCUCCCAACAAUUAAGUGCCUUCUGUGGACCGUGAAAUUCAUAAGACACUUGCCAGUGGGCUUCUGUUAGAUCAUUUACGGGUUUUCAGAAGUGUUCAUUUCAACGUGCAGAUCAGUGAAUUUCCCUAAACUUCAAAUGAUGUGAUAUAAUAGAUUUAGUUGUUACCAUAAUUUUUCUUAUUUGAACGACUCAAUUCGAGGAAAGCUUUCGAGCACAUCUUUCAACAAACUGACUGAUGUACACUCAAUAAGGAGUGUUGAAUGAUGAUAAAACGAUUAUUUGUGUAUGACUUGCUUCCUCCAAAUGCUCCUUUAUUUAUAGAAACGUUUUCAAGAAAACCCUUAUAUUAAUGAUUAAUCUUAACCUCAGAUUUUUAACCAUAAUGAUUUACCAUGAUAACCUAAGUAAACACUCAAUGUGAAAAAUUUGCAGAGUUAUUUAUCUCUCCCUUUGAUCCAUUAAACAUACUCUGCUCUGUGAGGUACUGAGAUUAGCAAAUAAAGAAGCCUUGUCUGUUCCUUGUUCUGUUCUAAAGCACAAAUAAUCAGCUAGGGCGUGAAUGAGGCGUAAAGGAAUACAUAACCUAGAUGAAAAUUUUUUUCCUUCUUCUUAAGUGCACCAGUCAGAAGUAUCUGUUAAUCUUUACAUACAGAACCUGACUGUUGCAUUUCUUUGUCAAAGUCGUAUAUUCUUUAAUGCAGAGUAGUCUAAUUUAAAAACAAACAAAAAAAAUUAUGUUUGUACACAGAGUGCAUAUUUGGUACCUUCCUUUAAAAAAUCAGCUUGUUCUACAUCGGAGUUGAUGGUCUGUACCAAUUCCAUCCAGCAUUCUUUAAACGACGUCAUCUUAAUUCGGGUACCUCUGCUUGUGAGUAUGCGAACUGAAUCUUUCUUCUGAACCAGUUCCACGAUCUUUUGAAUGUUUUCAGUCUUCACUCUUGCGGCCCUGGUAAGUUCGACUACCUCCUUCCAGAAAGUAACAGCUCGGAGGAUGAAUACCACCAUACUUUUAACGUCACCCAGUUCAUUGUGGCGUUCUUUUCGUUGUCUUUCCAGCUGUUCCACUUCCUUAGAAAUCCUCCGCAUGUCUUCCUCAGCCUAAUGAAAGAGAUUUCUUUCAUGUAGCAUAAACACGCAUCAAAAUCAACACACCUCCUUCCAGUACGUAUCAAAUGUAGAUUGCACUUUGUAGUACUACCUGUGCGCCUUCCUUAACCUCAAGUGAACCCCAGGUGAACCGUUUUAUUGCGAUGUGUAGCGCCCUUUAACGCCGAUCAUUACGUUGAACAUUCGUUAUCUGUUCGUAUUUAUUUCGUCAUUUUUUCCAGAUCAGUUUACUACGUCUUCUAUGAUACAUUUUUACCCCUGAAACUCACGAUUUUUCGUUCACCAAUCGCUUACCACUUUUCUCAAGCGUGUGGUAUAUAGCUGCUUCAUUUUGCUACUGUUUUUUUUUUCGUAAACAGAUUGUGGGCACAAGCAUUAAAAGCUGUACAUUCUCUGUAUUCAAGGGGCGUUCAGGAAAUUUAUCUGCAAGCUUCAUGUACGAUCGUAAAACCUUCAAAACUGCUAAAAAUGUGCAAUAAGGGAAACAUCGAAUGAAGACAAACAUACUUUACUGUCUCUGCAUUUUUUUAAGAGAACAUACUUUCCAUCGUUAAUUUGCAACUUACCUGACGAAUUCCAGAAUUGGUCCGUUCAAUCUCCCUUUCGGCUUCCUCCGCAUCCCUUUCAUGACGGGCCAUUUCUCUCGAGGCAGCUCUUGCCUUCCCAUUAUUUUCUUCAAUUAUUUCGCGCACUGCAAGGUACUGACCAUAAAUAGGCACCCACCAAUACGUCCUAAAUUCUUCGUCCUUUUUUUCAGCUUCCCUCUUUUCCCUUUCUGCUUCUUGAUACUUUACUUUAGCCUCUCGCUUACUUUGGAUGUAAUGAUUCUUCAUGUUCGUUAGUGAAGAUUUCUUUGCUUCUAAUUCUUUUUUCCUUUUUUCGUGUUGUUUCUGUUCCUGAUAUAAUUCGUUUAUCUGUCGAGUAAUGGCCUCCACUUGUCUCUUGUGUUCAUCUUCAGCUUCUUUUAGCCGAUCACAAUACACAGAUGCCUGUUGUUGCACUAACAAGCCAUCUUUUCCAAGUGAUUUCAACAUAACCUCGGAGCUGCGAAUAUCGCCCGUUUUCACUGCUUUCAGUACUGAUUCUAUGGUGUUAAAACACUUUUCGCUGACUGAAACGAGUGCCAUGAAGAGUAAGCUCUUUAAAAGAUGUAUAUACGUGGCGUUGAAUAAGCUGAUAUUGUGAGAGAGAAUUAACAGUGAUCUUUGCGUUCAGACAUUAUUAAAAGUAUUUCACUAGCAAAAGAAAGCUAUUCAUUCGUUUCCAAGAAUUUCAAUCAACGCUGUAGGUUCAAAUUACUUUUGUCGUAUUUCCCAAAUUUGGUAAUAAAGGAAAUCGUUUGACACGGAGUAGUUACAAAAACAUGACCAUUAAAGGCAAAACAUGUUGAACCUGAGAAAGGAUGGCAAUCAUAUCUUAUCUUUUAAUAUCAAGAAGAUGCCAACACGAAAAGGAUUUAUUGUGUUUCGACGAAUGAAGGUUUGGCCUAAAUUGGCUCGUCUUAAAAAUAACAAUGUUUAUGUUUGUAACCACUAAGAUAUUGAUCACUGGAAUGGGUUAGCAAGACAGAACAAUUCAUGUCUUUCUAAGAAAAAUAAAACUUCUCCCCGGAGAGAACAAAUGGGUGAUUUGUACCCUGAGGUGUUUACGGUGGGUUGUUUAUUCCCGGAAAGAGAAGCUUAUUCUACUUUUAUUCUUGUCACUGCUUUCAUCGGCAAAUGAAAAUACAAAGUUAAAAGACCGGAGAUUUCUUUCUCGAGGAGUUAACGGUUAGCUACGUUUGGAUCGCGUAGAAAAUCUUAUGGGCAGAGUGCCAAAACAGAUAAAUGUGGAGACGACAUGGCAAAGUUACUAAAUUUAGUAACUAAAUUUAGUCAUCUAAGAGUCUAUUGACCAAUCCAAACAAGACACGUUGCCACAACAAGUUUCUAAGAAAAAUAGGAAGUCUUAAUUGUUAGCAUCAUACACCUAUAAAAUUGCAACGCAUCUCAUCGUGCGGUAUCAAUUUUGCUUUCUGAUUAGCAGCAUACUCAACGUAGGUAAAGAAAUGGCUCUUGCUCCCGAGACAGAAGUGGAAAUUCAAGGAGAAAGCUUCGAUCUUGUUACCCUUCCAAAUCCAAAAAGUGUGCUGGUGAGGAAGGCUAAAGAUAAUCUCCUUGGUUCCCUCGAUCUUGCAAGCCUCGUGGAUGACCUAGGGAAACUUGGAAACUUUAUCCGUGUGGCGUACAAUGGUGUAGCAGGUAACACUGAGAUACAGAUUAAAGUACAGAAAGUUGGCUAUAAGAUCACAAACCUGGCUGACCAGUCUGCCGUCACUGUGCACAACUUUAAGCGUGCUUCGCAAGAUGUACUUCAGGAGCUCCAAGGCACCUAUCAGUACUUGCUAGAUGGAUUGGAAGAGAUGGCGCUGGAAACUCUCUCUGUAUUGAAUGACGUGGCGAAAGAGAUGGCUACGGCGGCAGAGAAGCUGCGCGAUGACUUUGAAAAGGCAACAAAUGAUGUGAUUGAUGCCUUACAAGAUACCCAGAGAGCAAAGGGCACUCAGGAGGAAAAGAAGAGAGCUCUUCUGAAAGAAAGAGAAGAAUUUGAGAGGGAGAAACAGAAAGCGCAAGAGCGACAGAAGAGUGCGCUCGAAGCUGAAGAAAGGGCGAAUGUUCUUUACACCGAGGCUCAAAAAAGAGAAGACAAAGCGAUGGAUAAGCAGGGAAGUUUGUUCACAGCAUUGACAGAUGGUUUGACAAGUAUGGUUGGUGCUGCUAAGGAAGGAAUACAAGGAAAUUUUGAAAAGGCAGUGGAAAAACUGGAGAAGUUGGGCGACCAAUCAGGAUACAAAGAAGCUAUGAAGAUGGCAAACGAAGAAAAGAUGAAACACUUGGAUGAACUGCAGAAGCAACGAGACAUGCGUCGAGACGCCCUACUUCAGUGCAUAGAAUUCACAGAGAAGAUAAAGAGUUGCCAGAAUGAUGACGCUCUAGCAGAUGCCGCCAUCGAAGCCUUGCACAGUUCCAUUGGUGCUCUUAAAUCUCUCUCAGCCACUAUGAUGAGUGCAGCCCUGUUCUGGCGUCAGAUGCAGAGCCACUGCGAGGCUUUAGCGAAAGGAGACGUGCGUCGGAAGGUAGAAACAGCCAUGAAGCUCCCUGAAGAAAAACGACUGAAAGUUUGGACUUCAAAGGGAUUCAAAGUAUCAGCCGUGCAGUUCUAUUCUAAGUGGGUUGCUCUUGAUGACGUGUGCGAAGUGUACAUGCUACAGAUCAAGGAAACCAGACAAGAUCUUUACUCCUACCUGACAGAAAACCCUACCAUCGAAGAGGCGAAAAAGAAUGUGCGUGAGCUAGCCGACACGUUUGCUGCCGAUUUGAAGGCAGCGCAUGAGAAGUUGGCAGAGAAAGAAAAGAAGGCGCUGGAAGAGAGGAAAUCGCUUGAGGACUCUGAAUAGAGGUGACCUAACAAGCGUCUUUACUUAUUGUAGCAGUUAUUUCAUGAGCUUAUUAGCGAGCGUAGCGAUGCUUGAUCAGACUUGUGGGUUAGAAAUGUUUCGUGCACUUUCUCACCGAAGCGUGCCUACUAUACAAAAACUAUAAAAUUAACAAAGCUUGUAUGUGUUAAUGAAGUUGAACUGACAAGGCAAAUGUUUUGUCUUUGUAUUCGGACCUUCGGAAAUUUACAUCAUUGCCUACUGUAGUUUUAUUAGAGUUCAUGCUCAAAGUUGUCGUGGUCAGUUUACUCAGUAGUUCCUUACAUCGGUGUACGUGUUACAGGAUUGAAUGGCCCUUCUUUAAUAUUAGCUUUUCCUGGAAUCCACUCUAAGUGACUCCAGUUUAACCUUAUACAACAAGUAUGAAGCUUUUCCAUUUACAUGCGUUUAUGAAGAUCUUAGCACUAAAUUUAAUGGAAUUAAAGUCCUUCGAACAAAGAAUCUAUUUUAGUCCAUGGUCUCCCACAUACGAGCAAGAAAGCGUUGUUACUUUCAGAUGUACGUUCAUUGUGUUUCAUUGUAGUAGAAUUGAUGCUGAACAUUACGGCGCAGCAGUAAAUAGAAAAAAAGAAUUGAUGCAAGAAAGUUCAUCGGCAACAAACGUAACCGAUUGUAAUAAAAUAUUUUAAGAGUAUAGCAGAAUAUGGUACUUAUCCUGGCCGAGCUCCAUCCAAAUUAUAGACACUGACCUCAGUAAACCGCCAAAGAUCCAGUCUAUAAAGUGUUUUGUUCCUCCAAGGAUAGCCAUUUCACAUGACACGACACAGUGCCUUAGUUUACGCAUUUGGCGUUUUCAAAGCAAAGCGGUUCCUUGAAUAAUUGAAUAUUUUCAGUGGGCACUUACGCUAUUAAAAAAGCGUGAUGUCCACUGAAAUUACAUGGACGUUUUCAUUAAUUCAACCGGAGAGUUUUUACCGCAGGCUUUCCUCAUAAAAGAACUUCAUUUUAGCCUUGAAAGCUAUUAACAGUGCGUGCUAGGAAUUUGUCCUGACAAUGGACCACUUAUUUUUUCUUAGAAAUCAGGAAAUAAAGGUGAUCUUCCACUGGGUCGAUACAAGAGCUAGCGGUAGUCUAGACAGGGGCAAGGGUCUGGAGUUUGAUUUUAUGCUAUCCGAGUGAAUUGCAGAAAGUGCAGACAAUAACUACUCUGCAUAUGUCAUUUAACCGUGAUUUUGUUCCUAGAAGUCCUCAACUUCUUUUAAGUAAUUUUUUAUCACGAGCUCGCUCAAGGAUUCUUAUUAGGAAGGUUUAUUUGAGAAACAGCCUCCAAAAGGUCCGGCAUCUUUUCUUUAGCCCGACCACAUUACACCGGUUAUAUUUGAAAACAAUGUUUUCACACUUAAGACGAAUAAAAGUUCUCAAUUCGUACUGGAAAAUUGACGAAUGUUUUCUAUUCGCACCACAAGGAGCCCCUGGAUGCAAAGAGCAUUUUGCGAUUUAGUGUCACAUAACCGAAACCAAAGUAAUAAAGGGGGGUAAGUUUCCAAAGAAACUGUGGUGCUGCGUCGGUGGGAGAGUAUAUCAGGGUUGUAAUGUUAUAAAAUGAGUUGAUAUCGUAAAUUUGCCACCGUACAGAGUUUUAAAGCUGACGUUUCGAGCAUUAGCCCUUCGUCAGAGCGCAAGCGGUGUGCAUUGUAUUAUGGUACCUUAAUUUUAAACAUGGCAGAGAAAGCAGCAGAAAUCGGAAGCUUUUGACUGAACAUCCCAGAAAAGUUAGGCCAUUCCUUUUUUCUUUCACCAUAGGGAAAUGUAAUUUGAUCUAUUCUGAAUGUGCAAAAGUAUUUUUUGUACGUAUUUGUCGCGUAUUCUCAAGGACAAACGCAAUCAAUGUUUUCCAGUAUGUAAUUUGAGACCGGUUUUUCGAGAAGGUCAAAUUUGAUGUACGUCUUAGUUUGGAGCCUUUCAAAGAUUUGGAUGGCCGCUUUGAGCCUUCAUCAACAGCUCUGACCAAACGCUCUCGCUUUAAGUGCUAGUGUUAGAGACCGAUUAUUGCCGAGAAAAGGCCUGUUGUUGCUUUACACAGCGUCACCUUUGUAUACUCAUUUGUGUUGUAAAUCUACUUUCCUUAGUGAAAAGAAAUUUACUGACGGCGAGUGUUGUAUAGUAAAUCUACUAUCUUGAUCAUUGAAUGAAGGACAGUUGAAUUACAGCGAUGAAAGGAGUCACUUGACCAGUGAAUAACUCCACAAUGCACAUGGCGACACGCCGGGUAAGCCGGAAAGCAGAAGGCAGUCGAUCGUUUUAAGCUGUUGAUAGGCUUCUGCGACUUCUGCCAUUCGCUUGCGCUUUUAAUCUUCUGACCUGAAAGCUUAGCUGUUGUUAGGAUAUCUUUUAAUGACUUUCGUUUGCGAUGUGGUAGUAAAUGUUAGGUUUAAGGUGUCAUUUCCCCAUCAGUAUGUUCUUGAGGUUUGGAAAAGCUAGAUGAGAUUGUGUUACAAUAGUUAAUAUUUUCAUUUGUGCGCGCUAUUUUUUUUGUUUUCAAGUAUGCUGUCUCUCGCGCAGAACAUAACUCCAGAGAUACGUUUCUCGUCAGCGGAGAUUGAAAUUGUUUAUACCUAGGUGUUGCUCUUUGUAAGGGUGAGAUUAGCGAUGCAAAACCUGCUGCAUCAAGGUAGCUGUUCUAGCGAUUUUUUUUGUAUUACCAAGCCAAGAAGAGAGCUAGAUGCAGACUUAACACACGUAAAUAAAGUUGAAAAGGCUUCAUUGAGUUAUUUCUUGGCGAUUGAUAACUAUUUCCAAAGUCCGAGACCAUUACGUGAUGUCAUUGUUUCAUGUGUAGCAUACAAGAGAUAUGUGGAUGACUCACUGACUAUCAUGCCAGACAAAACAUCAGCAGUCAAUUCCCUUGAGAUUUUAAACCAGUGCCAUUCCUUUCUUAAAUUUACCAUAGAGAUGGAGAGUAAUGACAUGCUUCCUAUUUCGGGCACCCAGCUGCUUAAUAAACACACACAAGUUGAGACUAAAGUAUACAUUAAACCCAUCAAUACUGGCCUCCUGCUGCAUUACAAGAGCCAUGUAGACAACCAAUACAAAUGCAGGUUUAAGACAACAGAAGCUGUUGAUUAAAAGUGCCUAUAAGGUAGUUCUUUCUACUGUUUUGUGACAACUAAUCAAGUAAAUAGGUUAACUUGAUGUCUUUUAUGAGGAGACUCGUAUUGACAAGUAUUGUAGCUAUUGAUUGCUGCGUACUACAUUUUGAUACCAGUCCUGGUAAACAAUUACCCCAAGUAACUAUUUAAUAACAUUCUUUGUAAAUUUGUUUGAGGGUCACCACUAAAUUCUAUUUGACAGGAUUUCAUGAUUCAAACAGGAGACCCCACAGGAACUGGUCGUGGAGGAGCUUCUGUGUAUGGGUGAGUCUGGUCACUUUCCAAGCUUUUUAAAUCUACCAUGCAUUAUAUUUGUUUUCAAUAGUUGUGGUCUGAUAUGGUACCAUAACUCUUUUGAAGAGUUCUUUAAAUAAUAUUGACAAUAAUAUUGUUUUUGACAAUCUUGUUUGAAAUUUAUAAAAGUCAGAGGACUACAAGCUAGAAUGCUACUUGGAACACCAAGUUCCAUUUGUCAGGACUGGCCAGAUUUACUGUUCUAUUUAUAGCUAUAGAUGGACCUGUCAGCUUUAAAAACUUUCCUUCUAUUUGCUAUACAUGCCAAAUUUUUUGGAAUGCUAUGAGCCAACUAAAGAAAGGCUACAGUGUACAAUGUAAAGAUUUAAAUAAGAAGUUGCUGAUUGUUUUGAUAAUAUACCAGCUGUACAAAUUUAAUUUAUAUUCUUGUGGAAAGUGAAGCUUCACUUUUCAUUCAUACUGCCAAGAACUGGUUUUCAGAGGACAACUACAAUUUACUUUCAGGAGCCCGAAUCACCAUUACAAUUGAGACCCUUUUCUUCUCAUUUUUACAGCCUACUUUUCAACACUUCUUGAUAUCACCUGUUACAUUUUCAAGUGUAUUGAUUUGUUUAACACAUGUUGUACACAGGCCUGCAUUUGAAGAUGAAAUUACAAGAGAUUUAAAACACACAGGAGCAGGAAUCCUUUCAAUGGCAAACAGGUAAACAUGCUCCAUUGAGUUAAUAUUAGCAAAUGUGAUAUCUAGUCAUUAAAAUUUCAUUGGUUUCAUUUGUACAAGAAACAAUAGGGUAGAAAGAGAGAGGUUACCUUUUAUUACUUUCGAUCACCUUGCCAAAUACUUAUAGUAGUAUUUACCCUUGAGGAUAAUCAUGAUUUCAAGGUUAACAGCAAACACUUUUCAAGCAAAAGAAUAAUCUGCUAUCAAGAACACAUCAGACAGGAAAGGUAAUGAAUCCCAUCUAAACAACAUGUUGGCUGAUACAUUAUUAAAUGGGUCAGUAGGAUUGGCUGACUGCCUUUGAAUGCUUUGCCACCUAGUUUCCCAAUGAGAAGCAUCAGUUGUGUCAGUGACUCUUAUUACAUUUAGCUAAGCUUUUGAAAGAGGAUCAAGUUACAGUGGGUCUCUUUUUCCAUAAACUUCUCACUCAUUAGUAUAGUAUACUUUUGUUGCUAGUAUGCUUUUGUUGCAUGUUGUUUAUUGCUUGUUAGCAAUCAAUAACUCUCUCAAAAGAAUGCCUUGAAUGAGAAUGUACUCACCAAAAGUAUCCAAAAAAAAAAAUUAAUCACAUGUUGAAGGAGGUAUACAGUUUUAUUUUGUUGAAUAUAGAGUCAAAUGAUUGAUCAAUAGCUUUUCGAAACAUGACAGCGAAACUUUAAAUCAGUCUUUUUAAUGAUUGAACUUCAUUUUUUCUAAAAAACUGUUUUUUCCAAAAUUUGAGCCUCUAGACUUGGUGAUAAACUGGUGUUUAUGGUAUUUCAAUUCUUCCUGCUUGGCCUCAGUUGUCUGUUGGUGGUGUGUUCAGCUGAUGUGUCCUUGGUGUUUUUUGGCAUUUCAUUCCUUCCCAUUUGAUUUUGUUAGUGUGUCACUGGUGUUUUAGCCAAAGUGUCAGUCAACACAUUGGCUAAGGUGUCAGUAAAGAUUGGAUUCAUUACCUUACCUUAUCAGACUAUGAAAAUGAUGUUUCAUUCACUGAGUCUUCUGUUAUAUUGAUGUAUGUAGUGGUCCAAACACAAAUGGAAGCCAGUUUUUCAUUACCUUAGCUCCAACACAGUGGCUAGAUGGUAAGGAACUUUCUUUCUUUUUUCAUACACAAGAUAACCACCGAUGGAAUGAACUAAAUAAAUGUAGCAUACAGCAUAUUCUUUCUCAACUAAGCAAUUUAUUUUCUCUUCCAUGUCUUACUGAUAAAGCUCAGAAUUCUUACAAAAUUAAUGCUUGGCUCAAAUCUGACAUCAGAUCAAUAGUUCGACCUGCAUUUUUGUUUGAGUUUAAUCUAUCACAUGCUCAGUCUUUUUAGGGAUAGGUUUAUUAAUUUCAGUUUUAUUAUUUACCGUAAUUUCCGGUCGUUUACCCGCGGGUAAUCUGUUGAUUUUGCAUUAAACGCGCGCCACUGCGGGUAAUAGGGAGGUGCGGGUUAUGUGACAAUUUUAAAAUCCAGUGGUAGUUGAAUUGAAAAAAAAAUAUCACCAACAUGCGUUUCCACCUCUCAAGUAAAUUUUAUUGUGUUAAUAGUGCCGCAAAGCGGCACGAAAACAUGAUGCCGACUCGAGUUUAUUUCACGCAUAAUUAGUUGCGCGACGAACAAAUUAUUAUCGGCACGCGUGAAAACAAAACCUUGAUGGUGACAAAAAUUAUCCAAAGAUAUCCGGCGCAUCAGUAACAAAUUUCCAUUUAACACUAGCUUGAGCUAAAGAGAAUUUUCCCGUUUUAAGGGACUUGUUAGGCCCAAUAGAACCGGAGAUAUCGUUUUUUUCAGAAAUCGCCGACAGUACUUUAUAAUUCAAGUUUUAAUACUCACCCAGCUUUUUUUCAACAAAUCAACAUGGCGCUGAACGAUCGCUCGCACAAAAUGUGGCCACAAAUUCGCAUUCUGUCAAGUAUGAAACGUUGAGAUUUGGGCAUGGGCCGCUAGUGUUUUUACUGUAUAAUCUUAUCAAUAAAGUACAUGCUAAUAUUGACACAGAAUUGUGCACGCGUCUGAAUUUCUUUGACCUUUAAACUGGACAAAGACGCUUCGAAGUUUCGAAAGUUGGAUCAGACAACUUUUAAAAGACUGAAAUGUAUCACCUUAAUGUCACGUUUGCGCCACCAAAAAGUUGAAUAACAACGUGCGGGUUAUCCACCAGUGCGGGUAAUCUGGUGACUUUUUUUUUCGCCGUAUGCAAUAAUCGGCCGGUGCGGGUAAUCGGCCGUGCGGGUAAACGACCGGAAAUUACGGUAAUCAUUUAAACUUUGAUUUGAUGUUAGUUAUGUAAAGUGCAAUUGAAUAUAUUCACUUCGAGAUAUGCACCAUAUUUACACACUGUAUUUCCUCCUAUAAGUGCCUGCACUCUAAUUAGCACCCUCCCCCUAAUAAGUACCUACUCCCAAGGCCAUUACUUCAAAUAAUCAUCUCCCUCGAAUAAUCCCCCCCCCCCCUCCUUCUUUCCUCCUCAGCCUCACUGUGACUUUUUUAAGAAGUAGGAAUACAAAGUUGCAUUUCUCAUGAUCACUGCUCCUUAUUUAUUCAUGUUACCAAUUUUUAUAAGAGUACAUGUAAAAGACAAUGAUGCAAUUUUCUGCAGGUAAACAUACAAUAUUUGGCCGUAUUAGCCAUGGGAUCAGUGUUGUGCGGAGGAUUGGACUAGUGGAGACAGACCCUGGUGAUAGGUAUGCGUGAAAUCAGAGCAUUUAUUUUUCACACAGUCAUACAUAAAACUUUGAUCAAACUGAUUAGAAAUGAAAACUUUGGCCUCCAACUCCAAUUUUUAACUUAAUACAUAUGAUAGGUAAAUACAUUAAACAUUGAAUCUUUCCUCUCAUUUUAAUUGAAUCUUACAUUUUAAGAGUUUUGAUUAAAUUGUUAUUUUAUUGACAAUGCCUGGCAUUCUUCUAUAUGUUUCUAGUUGAUAUAUUUUUUCAUAAGAUAAAUUAGCUGUUUCUGUGGCACACCAGAACUGUAAAGCAUUCACACCCAGUGUCCAAAUAAAGUAUAUUCCCUGCCUUAUUGCUAUAAUUGCGCACAACAAAAUUUGACAUCCAGCCAACUUUUUUAAGUACUCAGUUACACUUGUGAGGCAGUGUUGAGAGUCAUUAUCACAAGCCAUAUACCAUGGUUACCAUGGUGGGGAGGGGGGAUAAAAGAGUUGACCCUUUAACUCCCAAGAUCUCAUUAGUAAUUCUCCUUACUGUCAGCUAUGUAGUUCUUGUGAUGUUAGUUUAGAGAAUUUGGUAUUGGAUCAACUAACAAUCCCCUUGUUAAGAUUUUUCUUUAAUCUCAUUACUUGUCUGCUUGAUAUUGCAAUGAUAUAUUAAGGAGAAAUUCUGUCUUGGGUCACUCAUGGGAGUUAAAAGGUUAAAUGUUCUUUAUCAUUUUUUAUUAAUGCCCAUUUCUUUACCUUUUCCUUUACCUGAUCUUUUGCAGUGUGCAUGAUUUAACAUGUUUAUUUUGUUUUUCUUUCAGGCCACUUCACGAUGUUUACAUUUUAAAUGGGAAAGCAGCACCAAAAUCCACAUGAGACAUAACAACUUUUUUAUCAAGUCAUUGAACCAUCCAUCAAUGUGCAAAAUAAGAACUACACACCUGUCAGACUGUUUCUAUGUUGAUGUAAGGAGAUCUAUAAAUAACAUCAUGAUGUCAAACUGUCAUAUACUGAUAUGUAGAUGUUGUUUAUUGUAACAUGAGCUGAACAACAUCCAUUUUACAACAUUAAAAGUUGUCAAUAGUGUACCUUAUUUUGUAAAAGUAGGGAUAAACUUUAAACAGUUCAUUUUUUAUUAGUUUUCCAAAACACAUAACUUUGUAAUAGAUAAAUUCUGUCUUGUAAGAUGUUUGUUUGUUUGUUUUUUUUAAGUUAAUUUCCAUGUAUUUCCAAACGAUAAUGAUGAUAUACUAUAUCUGAGAGGUUUGGUGUCAUGUUUUCUUUCACUUUUCAAUACCUGCAGUAAGCUUUUGAUCGAAUCCUAACUGUACUUAGCUUACUAGAUCUUAGCAAAUUAAUGUAAUUUUCUGAUGGAGUGAAAAAUGUUUCUCCAUUCACAGAUCAGAUUACUUCACCCUUUAACUCCUAGGAUCUCAUUUGUAACUCUCCUUACUGUCUGCUAGGUAGUUCUUGUGACAUCAGUUUGGAGAAUUUGGUAUUGGAUCAACUAAUAAUCCCUUAAUUUAUUCUCAUCACUUGUCUGCUUGAUAUUGUAAAGAGAAAUUCUGUCUUGGUCAUUCAUGAGAGUUACAGGGUUAAUAAUGAUUAAGAACUUCUUUUGUUCCAUGAUGCUCUUGUGUGACAAGGUUACAAAAAUGUUGAUUAUUGUGUUGACAGUUCGAACCCAUUUCAGCCUCUGGACAGGUGAAGUACCCAUUGUUCUUUGCUUGUCCUAUUUUUAACUAGUCACCAAUAACCAGAAGCCCGAUACUAGUUCAAUAAAAAUCCUCAUAGAAAAGUAGACAUUUAUUGACUUGUAAAAUUUGAAGCCAAAACCUUAACUGUAUUUGAACUUUGAAAUACAAUGUGAGAAGUCUUUUCUAUAAGCCUUAAGUGAAAAAUAGUUGGGUUUUGGGAAUGCCAUUUUCCCUGACAACAGACUGGUGUAAUUUGCUGUCUCACCAUUGACUGAAAGUAUAGAAUGUGCUCUAUUUUCCUAUGCCAAAACCUGUAACUGGAUUUUGAUUAAUAUUUCUGAGUGAUAAGUUGUGUUAGGCAGGUUGGAAAAGUCCAGGUAAAAGAGGUGUGGACUCAAGACCUGGCUUGUGCCCAAUUUAUGUAAUAUUCUGGGACACCAUACUUGCCAGUAACAAACUGCUGUGAAAAUCUGGUUAAAAGCUGAGGACUAUCUGUGACGGAUCAGAAUGACAUCUUGAAUAAAUACCAUUGGUGUUCAAAUCAGGCCCUCUUGAUUUAGCUUAAAUUAUUGCUUGUAAAAUAAAGAAGAGAGAGGAAAAUGAAAUGCUCUGGCUGAUAAUGCUGAGGAAAUGGUUUCAGUUUAUACAUUCCUGUCAUCCCCUCAA